This is a messenger RNA of Capsicum annuum, 2426 nucleotides long. RefSeq names its product kinesin-like protein KIN-7N. Lineage: Eukaryota; Viridiplantae; Streptophyta; Magnoliopsida; Solanales; Solanaceae. The coding region runs from base 1219 to 2187 and encodes 322 amino acids. The transcript is spliced from 8 exons. The record is from RefSeq and is a predicted model, not a curated record.
UGCAUGGACUCCCUUUUAUUAUCUUAAAAGAUCUUGAAAAUAGGAAGUUCAAACCAACAAUCAGCGAAUCGCUCUAAUCUAUCACUAUGUAAUAUAUACUAAUUAAUAUUAACAGCCAAUCGCUCUAAUAUAUCACUAUGUAACACUAAUGAAUAUCGUCUUCCAUCACAGUACUGCGUGACUUCUUACAUGAGAAAAUUGACAUACUAUGUACUAUUUUUCUUCUUAUUCUUCCUCUUUCCAAAUCCAAAAUCAGCUUUACUAAUUAAACCACCAAAACAAUUGUUACAUUUUCUUGAGCUCUUUGUGCACUCUUUUUGGGCCAUAUAGAAUGGAUCAUCUUGUUUCUUGAAAUUCCCACUUCUCAACAGCGUCGGCGCGUGGAAAGCACACGGCGGAAGUGGAAUAUGUAGGUUGUGGAAUGGUCCAACCUUUGAUUUUUCUGGCACUGGACAUGGUGGUGGUGGAAGUUCUUUUGGUGAAAUUUCUGUUGGUUUAUUAGUUAAUACUUUACUAACUCCUGCCUUUUUCUCCCAAGAAAAGGGCACGUUAGGGUUUGAAUGAACCUUCUUGUUAGUACUCAUAAUAUUGUUAUAAUUUUAAACAAAAGAUUAUUGAAGACUUUUGUUGAUAAUUGAAGUGUGUGUAACUCUCUUUAUAUAGAGAGGGACCCAAAUUAUAAUCUGAAUUUGUGUAGGACAGUCCUACUUUGAAAGGGAUAGGGCUCCCUAAAUCCCACUUCAAGAAGGAAAGGGAUCCUAAUCCUAAUUAAAAUCAGUUAUGGAUUUAUAAAAGGGUCUUUUCUAGGGCUAUGCAAAAAUCGAACCAACCGAUAAACCGAAUCGAUAAAAAUGUUAUUGGGUUAUCUCCAUGCACAGAACAAAUGUGUUACUGAUAAUGUACUUGAGCGGGGGACACAUUCCUUACCGUGACAGUAAACUCACUCGCAUUCUUCAACCUGCUCUGGGUGGUAAUGCUAAAAACUUUAAUAAUUUGCACAGUAGCACCAAAAGAGGUAACCUAGUUUUUAUUACCCAUGUUGUGACAGCAGAAAUCAAUUGCACAUCAGUUUAAAGAGUUCAAUACAUAGAGGAAUCAAAGGGAACACUCCAAUUUGCUAGCAGAGCUAAACGGAUCACCAACUGUGUUCAAGUGAAUGAGAUACUAAAUGAUGCAGCCUUAUUAAAGCGGCAAAAAAGGGAAAUUGAGGAACUACGCAUGAAACUUCAGGGAUCACAUUCCGAGGUGCUUGAGCAAGAGAUACUAAAACUCAGAAAUGACCUACUGACGUACGAAUUAGAGCGAGAGAAGCUUUCCAUGGAGUUGGAGGAGGAGAGAGGAUCACAGAAAGAGCGAGAGCAAUGCAUCAUUGAGCAACAGAAAAAAAUCCAUAAUCUCAGUAAUCUUACAUCCGUCUCAGACUCUAAUGGGCAUGUUAAACAGGAGGAAAGCGGUAACAGCAACAGUUUCCAAGAAGAUGCUUUUAGUACCCCUUGUUUGAAGAUGGUUCCCAAUGCCUUUGUUGCUAAGAGAUCACAAUGGUCUCAACAGGAAGAAUACAGCCCUAUGCCAGAUGCCUUUUGCAAUUUUGCAGAUGAAGAUACACGGAUGAAAAUGAAUAAAGGCUUUGUUGCUGAUCUUGAUUCACUUCACAUAACUCCAGCAGUGAAAGUUAAAUUAUCUUUGCCCGAUGAUGAAAAUGAUGAUUUGUCAAUAGAGAAUUAUAAGCAAGAGGUACAGAAUCUCAGAAGGCAGUUGGAACUUGUUUUAGAGGAAAGAGAUGAACUUAGGAGAGACCAUACAGAACAAGUAUCACUAAAUAAACAGCUAAAAAGUGAGGUAUCUGAACUCCAGCAAGAGGCACUUUUGAUCCGUGAGAUCCCUCAAAGAUUGUGCGAGCCUGUGACGACUUGUAAAGAUAUAUACAAGGACGUCUUUUCAGUGAUACAGAAUUUUGUAGCUACGGACAAAUAUGGAAUGGCGAAAUUGCUCUCUACAACAAAUGUGAUCGGUACUUGUCUUUUUACAGCUCUCGAAUCUCACUUCUCAGAAGCUAUGGAUAGCGAUAAGUCGUACUAUCAGAUGAUGAAAUUUCAGGGAAUCCAUCAGCCAGCUCCGUACAGCUUCAUAAUAAAUGAAUUGUUGGAUUUUGUCACACAUAUUAAGGAAAACACAUUAAAGACAUAAAUUUAAUACAAAUUUUAUUUUUACCCCAAAAAAAGAAAAAGUUGAUCUUGUAAUACCUUUUAAAAGUUAAUUGAUUGUCAAAUCAUAAGGGCAAAUUUGAAAAAAAAAUUCAAUAAUUCACUUAUUUUGGAACACCAAUAAAUACCCUAACAAUUCACUUAUUCCGAAAUGGAGGGAGUAUUUCAUAUGAAUUUUAUUUCACUUAAAAUAAUAUCUAAAGAUUGUAAAAUAAAAAAAAA